UGCUUCAGCAAGCGAGAGAGAACAACUUUAUUAGCAGGUGGAUUAUGCCCGGAUUACAGCUUUCUGUUCCCUAAAUUAAUCGCUGGAAAGAAGAGGAAAAGGAAAAAGGGAAGCAUCAAAAACAACCCGGAGGAAAAACCUGGAUCAGAUCAGGAUAUGAACUGCGAAAGGAGCAUAACUUAUUGAACGCCUGUUGUUGCCAUGGCAGCAGGGGCCAUAUUAGCUCCUCUUAUCAUCCCCAUCACUGAUCCUCUGACUCGAAAAUCCAAGAACCACAUCGAUACCAAAACACCCAUCUCCAUUCAGUCAGAUUCUGCAGGUGUGCUGAUCUUCUUUACCUUGGAUGGUUCUAAGCCAGUGGCAGGACAGCGUGGGUCAGAUGGCAGCAGCAGGAAGUACACAGAUCCCAUCCUGCUUCCUGCUGGUCAGGUGACUGUCAGAGCCAUGGCUGUUACAAGGGAUGGCAGAGAGAGCUCAGUGGUCACCAAGGGCUUUUCUGUGGAUCAGGUGGAAACAGGCAUCUCAGACGAUAGCAGGGAUGGUCUGCAGAAAAAAACGCAGCAACAGCCUAUAGGAACUUCGGGUUCUAUUGAGCACUUUGCUGGUUCUGCUCAAAGACCUGCAGGUCCUUGCUUUCUAAACGGACGCUUUGGCUCCAGAGGCUCCAAGAUCAAAGCUACUGCCCUCUUGUUGGGUUCUUCCCGGCGCUCCCGAUCUGCGGAUUCACGACAUCAGGAGCAGCUGAGCAGCACGCAGUGGUCCCAAGUUCAGAGGGACAAAGACUCCCCGUGGUGUCCUCGGUGUCUCAGUGCCCGUCCUCCAGACCCGUUUGCCCGGUUCUGUCCUCAGUGUGGUUUUGUGAUUCCGCCAGUAACUGCCCCCAAGCCGUCCCCCGCUGAGACGGGACAGAUGCUGCAGUGCGCUUCCUGCCAAUCUCUGGUUCCCGUUAAUACUCAGACCUGUUUGAUCUGCGAGACGUCCACAGAUAGAUCCCAGCAGCCCCUGCUCAGUCUGCAGUUUCCAAUUGACUGGACCUCUGUUGCGUUGUUGACUCAGGGUCAUGCGUUGUGUCCUUCCUGUGGAAGUUGGAAUCCAGAUAAGCUUUCCAGCUGUGUGACCUGUGAGAGUCGCCUGCAGCCGGUAUGUCUGGACCUGCACCUAUGUUUAUACAUGCUGCUUCCAUGCCACAACAGCGCCCCCUCUCGCCAGGCUGCAGAUGACAGGAUGUUUUCCUGCUCCAGAUGUGAGCGUUUAAACCGUGGUGAUGCCAGAUUCUGUGACUGGUGCGGCAUAAAGCUCCGUAACACCAUCAGCUGUGUGUCGUGUUGGCAAUGCGGAGCAAGCGCGCAUCCCGGUGCUCUCUUCUGCACUUCCUGUGGCGUGCUCCUGGAUCAACAUUCCCCGUCCAAACCAUGCAAUGACACCACACCAACUGCAGAGGUCACCACCUACAGCCAGGUUUCAGCUCUGACCCAAAAUGAUGCAGCCCAGAAGGCCAUGCCCCCAUCAAUCUCCGCCCCCAGGUUGAAAGUUGGCCCUCCCUCUGUGUAUCAGGCUACACAGACUGUAGGACUCUACUACCCCUCAUCCAUGGCACUACAGAAGAAGGAACAGCAGAGGGCAAUACAACAUACUCAAGAGCUGGCGAACCGAGACCGCCGACCGCCGCUCACUGCCAUUAGCCCUGGUCGAGGUUACUGGAGGAAGCAGUUGGACCAUGUGUGUGCUCACCUGAGAAGUUACACCCAGAACCAUUCCUCCUUCAGGACUCUGCUGGCAGAACCACGUCUGGGCCAGAUGAUCUCAGCUGUGAUUCAGGAGGAUCAGCAGGAAGUCAUUCUGACCUUAAGCUUUUCCUGUGUUGCUCCAGAGCAACAGCAGGUUGGACUUUAUGGAAACAUUGACGGACCAGUCCAGGGAGGGUCCGGGAUACCGAGUCAGGCCCAGACUCUGAGCCACGUCACGGAGCAAUCUACAGUCAGAACCAGUCUAGGAAGUCCUUUGCUGUCAGGUCUCAGAAGACCCAAUAGAAACCUGAAACCAGGACCAUCGGUGACUGACUGUCAGCUGCUGAAGGAGCUGGGUCCAGAUAGAGGCCGGAUCGCAACCAUCCAGAACCUUCUGGAUCAGGGGGCGGACCCAUCCUGCUGUGGGAGUGACAGCCGCCACGCCUUGGCGGUCGCCGUGGUGAACAGUCACUACGACGUGCUUCCUGUUUUGAUUCAGCGAGGAGCCGACGUUGACCAACAGUCUGGACCGAUGAGGAACACUGCUCUGCAUGAAGCUGCAGCUAUGGGCUCUGAGGGGCUGCAGAGCGCCAAGCUCCUGCUCAGAUGCAAGGCGAGCGUGAGAAAGAGGAAUGCUGCUGGUCAGACAGCAUACGACAUGGCGGUGACCUCCGGCUGCGACGACAUGAUGUCCCUGCUGGCGGCUCAGACAGGACUGGAUUUACUGGGAAGGUCCCAUCAGAACCUGGACAUCAUCUGAGUGAUAUAUGUGACCAAAACCAGUCAGCAGCUCUGAACCGUUUCUGACUGCAGCUCCAGGCCGUUCUGUUUCCAUCCGACUUCCAAGUUCCUCUAAAACAUGUCAUUUUUUAUCACUUAUAUUGAGAUAAAGUGGGGUUUUCUUACACAGAACAUUUAUAAAACAUUUUUUCGGUUUCUAAGGAUUAAAAUCUUCCAUCGCCAUCUUGUUUUCUUAUAAAAUUCUUAAUCUAUUUUCCAUUUUUUUGUCCAUUUGUCAUUCCUUUAAUCUGAACCUGUGUUCUCCACUAUUACUGACCAUUGUUCUGCAGUGGCUGCAGGUUUUCUUUCCAACCAAGCAAUCGCACCAGACUCCAGUCAUCUCAUUAAGUGAGUCCAAUCUGAACAUGAUGACUUGAUGAAGUCUGGUGCGCUAGU
Messenger RNA from Cyprinodon variegatus (sheepshead minnow), 2903 nucleotides. It is a transcript of the gene dzank1, whose product is annotated as double zinc ribbon and ankyrin repeat domains 1. The record is from RefSeq and is a predicted model, not a curated record. Gene Ontology annotation, biological process: eye photoreceptor cell development. Gene Ontology annotation, molecular function: protein binding. NCBI's taxonomy places the organism in Eukaryota, Metazoa, Chordata, Actinopteri, Cyprinodontiformes, Cyprinodontidae. Bases 202 to 2487 code for a protein of 761 amino acids. The transcript is spliced from 21 exons.